This is a messenger RNA of Planococcus citri (citrus mealybug), 2732 nucleotides long. Its product is annotated as E3 SUMO-protein ligase PIAS4-like. NCBI's taxonomy places the organism in Eukaryota, Metazoa, Arthropoda, Insecta, Hemiptera, Pseudococcidae. Gene Ontology annotation, biological process: protein sumoylation; regulation of transcription by RNA polymerase II. Gene Ontology annotation, cellular component: chromatin. The transcript is spliced from 15 exons. The record is from RefSeq and is a predicted model, not a curated record. Gene Ontology annotation, molecular function: zinc ion binding; SUMO ligase activity; transcription coregulator activity. Bases 364 to 2418 code for a protein of 684 amino acids.
UAGCAGUCGACUGAGGAAACAUGAUAACGUGAAGUCGUUGAACAUUUCCAUCUGCCGCAACCCUGCAAGCGUGAUGGUCGUCGUUGUUUGUUGUCUUCAAAAGAUUUUCUUGUUUGAAAUUUGAAAAUAUCACCAUUCGUGUGCUCAGUAAAUGUAACUUGACUUUAUCUUGUCGUAGUAUGAUGACUUAUUUAUAUCGAUUCGAUGUAGCAGGACAGUGAAUUACGGAUAUUUUCACCUAUAGAUGUAAAUGUGGAAGUUGCUUGUUUUCAAAAUAGGUGUUCGUUCUUCAAACUAAGCUAUCGAAAAAUUCACAAAAUCACGAUGCUGUAGCAGUUCCGAAUCUGGGUGCUCCUUUGAACAAUGUCACGAAGAGUGACCGAAGCAGAUGAAUUACGGAAUAUGAUUAAUAGCUUUAGAUGUUCCGAUUUAGUAAGUUUAUUGGGCUAUGUCGGAAGAAAUCGUUCUGGUAGAAAAAACGAACUUCAACUAAGAGCUUUGGAAAUACUAAAAAAUCCUCCUGCUGAUAUAAACAUUGAAGCAUUCAAACAUAAAAUUAAGUUUCUUUAUAAAGCUGCUCAAGAUGAAGCUAAGCAAACGCAUAAUUUAGAAUUACAGCAGCAGCAACAAAAUAUGAUGCCAUAUAAUAUGCCUGGGGGCAGGGUGCAGCAAAUCAUGCCACCCCAACAAGCCAUGCAACCCCAGCCAAGACCUUCUGCUAAUAUUAAUCAUUAUGGCGUGCCUUCUGCUCAGUACGCUAAUCAACCUCAGAGAUAUCCCGGUGGAAUGCCCGUAGGAGGUAAUCCGUAUCAAAGUUCGGGAUUCACUCAAUCUAUUCAACCCGCUAACAGUACUCCUUUAUGUAACUUUGGACUCACAGUGCUUGUUCCAAAUGCCAAUUUUUAUACGCCGUUCAAUGAACUUAAAUUUAGAAAAUUACCAUUUUACAAUAUCAAGCACGAGUUAUUAAAACCCACUGUACUUGUGUCUAAUCACGUUCCUACAUUGCCUAAUAAUUUAAGAACUAGCGCUACUCAAGAAUUCCAUUAUUGUUUUGUAUUGACCUGUGAUAUGGCUUCUGAUAUGGCCUCAAAUAGAGAUAUUGGAAAUGGAAAAAACGAUUAUAACGUUCAAGCUCAGUUAAGGAUCACAGCUACUGAUAACACGACUGGAAAUGUUACCGAAUACAACGAUUUUCUUCCACUCGGGUUGGUGGUGCGUUUGAAUCACAGGCAAUGUACAUUACCGAUUUGUAGUCCUAAUUCAAGAUCAGGAACUGAAUCGAGAAGAAUUCCUAGACCAAUCAAUAUUACACCACAUAUGAAGAUGUCUCCGAUCUGUCAAAAUUUGUUGGUUAUCAAUUGGGCAUGUGAACAAGGAAAAACGUUUGUUGCCAACGUUAAUCUUGUUGAAAAAUUAUCAUCAGAUUAUUUACUUAACAAACUGAAGGAACGGCCGACCAUUUCUGUGGACUUGACGAAAGCAACAAUCCGACAACAGUAUAAACGUAUAGAUGACGAUGAUGACGAAGAUAACGACAAUACGAACGCUGACGAUGACGAUAUAGCUACAACAAUUGUGCGUGUUUCGUUAGUGUGUCCUUUAGCUAAAUUCCGCAUGAUGUACCCUGCCAAGGGUAAGAAUUGUACUCAUCUACAGUGUUUUGAUGGAGGAGCGUAUAUCAGUUUGAACGAAAAGAAACCUAUGUGGAUGUGUCCAGUUUGCAAUAGAGAGUUGUAUUUCGACGAUUUACUCAUUGAUCAGUAUUUUUCGGAUGUUUUACAAAAUAAGGAUUUAUCUCCGGAUUGUCAAGAAGUUCAGCUCUUGGUUGAUGGAUCAUGGAAAAGUUAUGACGAAGAAGCUGCAAAUAAUGAUGAUAAAUCGAAAAAUGAUGGUUCGGCGAAUUCUCCUGGUGCUCAGUCUCCUAACCAGGAUGCACGAGCAAAUAACGGAGAUGCCAAUGAUAACGGAUCGAACAAUGAUGACGUCGACAGAAAAGAAUGUGCUAUCAUUGAAGAAAGUGAAGGAAAUACAGCUGGAGGAGGAGCCGUGGUUGAUUUAACUGAAGAGGACGAAGAAUCGCCGGAAGAUACAAUGGACGCAGACGCAAAUGACGCAGAAAACAAUAUUCCUCUUGAACCUCCCAAGAUCUCUCCUCCGCCACCUUUGAGCCCUCCGCAGGCGAAACCGAACGAUACUAAUGACAAAGCUGUGGAAGGUACUUCGAAUACCGAAAAGCCAGAAACAGAUGAUGGCGAUUCUUCGGCAAUCACUCCAACUACCAACGCAUCGGCUUCAACCGAAAGAGCUUCUUCUACAGCGGUCAGCAGUUCUGGGUACAUGAGUCCAGGUAUAAUUUCUUUGGACAGUCCUUCCCCGCCACCGAUGGUUGCCUUGAAUUUAGGAGAUACGUCAUAGUGAUUGGAAAAGCGUCUCCAGUCUUCUGUAUAUAUUUUUUGUGAUAUAUAAGUUCGUUUUUUUCAAUUUAUAAAGAUGAAAUGAUUUACUUUUAUUUGUAAUUUUUUUAAAAUGUUUUAUAACAAUGUGCUGUAUUCUGGUAAUUGAGUUAUGUUUAUGUAGAUUUAUUUUGUUCUGAAUUGGUGACACGUGCUACGUUGUAAUUGCAAGUGUUUUUUUAUUACUUGAAUUUUGAAUAUUGAUUGUAAGAAUACAAUUCUUAUCAUUUUUAAUUAUAACAUUAUCGUUAAAUUAAAGACUUUUCACUUCCUUUA